This is a messenger RNA of Anoplopoma fimbria (sablefish), 1773 nucleotides long. RefSeq lists its product as uncharacterized. The transcript is spliced from 2 exons. Bases 374 to 1435 code for a protein of 353 amino acids. NCBI's taxonomy places the organism in Eukaryota, Metazoa, Chordata, Actinopteri, Perciformes, Anoplopomatidae. The record is from RefSeq and is a predicted model, not a curated record.
UUCCUGGAAAGAUAAAUAAAGAAUCAAAUAAGAGCUUUUUUGCUUCAGUAGCCAGUAACCACAGCGCAACUUAAAUACUGCGUUCAACUCUCACAGGAAGUGAAACAAGGGACACAGUAUGCUCAGAUUAAACAGACUUCAGUCUGCACAGUGAUGAAAAAAAAAAAGAGGGAGGGGAGGAAAAUAUUGGAUCACAUGACCAAAAGUCAUUCUGAAAGUAUGCUUGCGGGGCAUUGCCCACAGAAGUUUAAAAAGUCCUUCACACUGAGCGGCCGUGUCCAUGCAACGAGCAUCGUUUUUAGAGCUUUGAGUCGAUCAGCAGCGUCGGGCUGGUGGAUACAAAACAGAAGACGAGUGGGUGACGAAAGCAAAAAUGUCUAAUCACAGCGUGGACUUGGUCCCUACUGAAAGGAGCACCAUGCCUCCAUUUUCCAACAGUUCCACCGUCAAGGAGUACUUUACUUCAGCAAAUAACUCUGUCAUUGACAGAAUUGCAGCCAAUGACAUAACUUCCAGGGCAAACUAUGUCUACAGUUUCUUUGCGGGGUUGGGCUUCAUCGCAGGCUGCUUCCUGCUCUACAGCUACAUCCAAACCUACAGAGCCAAGAGACGGCUGGCUUGGCUCGGCUCUCUGCUCUGGGCCUUUUGUGUCCUCCAGCUGCUGCUUCUGCUCCUCUCUCUCCACGCAGUGGUCUACAGACCUGAUUACCUCAGUACCACAGGUUUGGGCUGUGCUGCUCUCUCCUUCACCAUAAACACAACCUAUCUGUGCAGCCUGUUGGUCUUAGUGCUCAUGGCUUAUGUCCUAACCAUGGAUCCGCCGUCCGACGCACUGCUGAGGAAGCCUCGGGUCUGUGCGGCUCUGGUGAUCCUGACUUCACUCCUGAUUUCUCUACUGCUGGCUGGGCUUCGUGGACCCAGAGGUAAUCUGCAGGAAGAACGCAAGUGUUUCAUGGAUCCAGUCCAUGCUGGGGUGUCGUAUGCAGCUGCUAGGUUGUGGCUGGCUUUUUUGAUUCCCUACAUCCUCCAACUGGGUCUUCUGAUAGGCGGCUGCGUCCGGCAGUGGAAAUCCAAAGGACGUUUCCUCUCCGGUUCCGAGGAGGGUCCUGUGUUCCUGACGGUCACUUUGGUCAUCUUUUUCUGCCAGCUCUUCUACAGCGUGGCGCUGGUGAGAGGAGCGCAACUAGAACUACCAGAGAGGGAGUGGCUGAGGGAACAAGCGUUUCUGAACGUGGCUGAGUUUGUACUGUUCUCAGGGAGCAGUGCCAGCCUCCUGCUCGUGCUGCUCAUGCACAGGCCGUGUCCAGAGAGUCUGUGCAGGGUGUUUAGGCAGCUGAGGAACUGCUGUCGAAGCCCAGGGCGCACACAACCCAACAGGAACAUCAUAGCUCCACACAUCGAGAUCACAGACACUCUGCAGGACAUAGAGUCAUAGAGGAUUAAGACUCUCUCAUAAGAGAGCAAAACUCUUCUGACGCAUUGAAAUUAAGACUUUUGAAAUCUGAUUCAAAACUAAUUUUUAAAAUGCUUUUAAUGCUUCUUUUACACUUAAGUGACAAUUUAAGGGUUUUUAAAAGUUAUAUUCUCAUUCUUAGUGUGUCUCCUGAGUAUGUGUGCUUGCAAAACUGUUUUUGUUUCACAAAAAAUAUGUGUUUUGCUGUAACUUCUUCAGAAUAGUGCAACAUUGACAGUUUUUAUAGUCACUGUUGCAAUGAUAACUGUAUAUUGUUUGUAUACAUUAACUAUGAUUGAGACUAUUAAACAAAGACUUGC